GGCCGGAAACGCAAGGGUGGACCUUGCAGUGGUAGUUUUAUACGACUUGGGUCGGGGGAUUGGUGUCUGAGCGGUCUCAAGCGACAAGGGACCUGCGGGCCGAGCUCGAGAUCCAUCUGCCCAGAGCUGUCUUCUGCAGAGCCCGGCAUGGGUUUCCUGACAGCGGUGACUCAAGGCCUGGUGCGGGGAGCGGACAGAAUGAGCAAGUGGACAAGCAAGCGGGGACCACGCACCUUCAACAAGGGCCGAGGUGCUAAGAGAACGGGCAUCUAUGCCUCAAAUGGGAAGUUUGUGCAGAUAAAGGAAAUGGUUCCAGAAUUUGUCGUCCCGGACUUGACCGGCUUCAAGCUCAAGCCCUAUGUUAAUUACCGAGCUCCUGCGGGCGUAGAUACACCCCUGACCGCCAAAGCGCUUUUCUUGGAAACGGCGGCACCUGCUAUUGAAAAAGACUUUAAAGAAGGGACUUUUGAUGCUAACAACUUGGAGAAAUAUGGCUUUGAGCCCACACAGGAAGGCAAGCUGUUCCAGUUGUAUCCUAAGAAUUUCCCACGCUAGAAAACUGACAGAGACCAAAAGUUUGCCUAUGAAGUGGAGACAAUCCAAGCCUUCGAUUCUGAGUGUCUCAAAAAGGAGGGGCAGCUUCUUUGUGCACUUCUAUUAAAGGCCUUUGGUAACUCGUGCAAUGUGUGUUUUGAAUCAAGUCACUGAAGUGGACCGCAAGGCAGAAUCCAUGCAGUAGCUACAGAGUCCAUAACAAAUUCCAACCGAGUCAGGUCUGGGUACCCUCUGGCUCCAAGUCAGAGAGCAGUAAGUAUCCCCAAGGAAAACCUAAAGAUGGAAGAGAGGAGAGCCAUCUGCUUUUUCAUGACCAGUGGACCUGAUUCGUCAGUUUAUCAGAUGUCAUAUGUCCCUUUAAGACUUAGUUGACCCUUACAUUUAAUACCUUUUAUUGAAAUAAAUGGGCCUGUAACU
This is a messenger RNA of Microtus ochrogaster (prairie vole), 972 nucleotides long. It is a transcript of the gene Mrpl41, whose product is annotated as mitochondrial ribosomal protein L41. The record is from RefSeq and is a predicted model, not a curated record. Lineage: Eukaryota; Metazoa; Chordata; Mammalia; Rodentia; Cricetidae. Gene Ontology annotation, biological process: translation. Gene Ontology annotation, cellular component: mitochondrial large ribosomal subunit. Gene Ontology annotation, molecular function: structural constituent of ribosome.